UUCUGAAACACCACAAAACACAAAACCAAAUUCACAUUCAAUUAUGGCUUCAAAUAAUGGCCGUAAAGCAAGUGAGAUCUUUCAAGGUCAACUUCUCUUAUACAGACACAUGUAUGCUCAUGUAGAUUCUAUGUUUCUUAAAUGUAUCGUUGAGCUUGGAAUACCAAACAUAAUCCACAACCACGGUCAACCCAUUACUCUUCCAAAAUUGGUGUCAAUUCUACAAGUUCCACCAAAUAAAGUUAGUGGCUUGCAGAGUCUCAUGCGUUAUCUAGCACACAAUGGAUUCUUUGAGAUAGUCACAAUCCAUGACAACUUGGAAGAAAAGGAAGCAUAUGCUCUCACUGCUGCAUCAGAGCUUCUUGUCAAAGGCAGUGACCUUUGUUUAGCACCAAUAGUUGAGUGUUUUCUUGACCCAACUUUUUCAAGUUCAUGGCAUCAAAUGAAGAAGUGGAUUUAUGAGGAUGAUCUCACACUCUUUGGUAUCUCAUUAGGGUCACACUUGUGGGACUUUCUCAAUAAAAGCCCUACACAUAACAAAUCAUUCAAUGAGGCAAUGGCUAGUGAUUCUCAGAUGAUGAACUUGGCGUUGAGAGAUUGCAAUUGGGUCUUUGAAGGACUGGAGACCAUUGUGGAUGUUGGUGGUGGAACUGGAAUCACAGCCAAGAUUAUCUGUGAGGCAUUUCCUAAGUUGAAAUGCAUAGUGUUGGAACGUCCACAUGUUGUAGAUCAGAACUUGUCAGGAUGCAACAAUUUGAAAUAUGUAGUUGGGGACAUGUUUAAAUCUAUUCCCAAGGCUGAUGCAGUUCUACUUAAGUGGAUCUUACAUAAUUGGAAUGACAACGAUUGCAGAAAGAUAUUAGAAAAUUGUAAAGAAGCUAUUAUUUCGAGUAAAUGCAAAAGAGGAAAAGUAAUUGUCAUAGAUGUUGUGAUAAACGAAAAUCAAGAUGAGCAUGAAGUUACUAGACUAAAGCUCCUUAUGAAUGUACACAUGGCGUGUCUUAUUAAUGGAAAAGAGAGAAGUGAAGAAGAAUGGAAGAAACUUUUCGUGGAAGCAGGAUUCCAGGGCUACAAAAUAUCUCCUUUGACAGGACAUUUGUCUCUUAUUGAGAUCUAUCCUUAAAUACUAAAAUUGCGAUCUGUUUAAUAGUUAAUUUGCAUGUUAUGAACUAAAUAAAGUUGCAAUAUAUAUUUAUUUGUUAGCACCACCGAAAUAGUUUGUUGAAAAUCGUGGCAAGAAUUAAAAGAAGAAUUGAUAGGAAAUGAGAAAUAGAAAUCCAACAUUUGA
Glycine soja is the source of this 1288-nucleotide messenger RNA. RefSeq names its product isoflavone 7-O-methyltransferase-like. Gene Ontology annotation, biological process: methylation. Gene Ontology annotation, molecular function: S-adenosylmethionine-dependent methyltransferase activity; O-methyltransferase activity; protein dimerization activity. The record is from RefSeq and is a predicted model, not a curated record. Bases 44 to 1123 code for a protein of 359 amino acids. The transcript has 2 exons. NCBI's taxonomy places the organism in Eukaryota, Viridiplantae, Streptophyta, Magnoliopsida, Fabales, Fabaceae.